GGCGGCCCGCGGGCGCAGCGCCCAGCAGCUCGGGAGCAGCUCGGACGUCGGCCCGGGGCCACUGAGGCCGCGGCCUGGCGGGGCCCCGAGGAAGUUCGGGGCCGGAUCGCGGCGGCCCCGGGCGGCGGCCCAUGGAGGCGAGCGGGGAGCUGGGCCCCGGCCGGGAGGCGGCGGGCGGCGACCUGCUGCUGGCGCUGCUGGCGCGGCGGGAGGACCUGCGCCGAGAGAUCCCGCUGUGCGCUGGCUGUGACCAGCACAUCCUGGACCGCUUCAUCCUCAAGGCCCUGGACCGCCACUGGCACAGCAAGUGCCUCAAGUGCAGCGACUGCCACACGCCCCUGGCCGAGCGCUGCUUCAGCCGAGGGGAGAGCGUGUACUGCAAGGACGACUUCUUCAAGCGCUUCGGGACCAAGUGCGCCGCGUGCCAGCUGGGCAUCCCGCCCACGCAGGUGGUGCGCCGCGCCCAGGACUUCGUGUACCACCUGCACUGCUUCGCCUGCGUGGUGUGCAAGCGGCAGCUGGCCACGGGCGACGAGUUCUACCUCAUGGAGGACAGCCGGCUGGUGUGCAAGGCGGACUACGAAGCGGCCAAGCAGCGAGAGGCCGAGGCCACGGCCAAGCGGCCACGAACGACCAUCACGGCCAAGCAACUGGAGACGCUCAAGAGCGCCUACAACACGUCGCCCAAGCCCGCGCGCCACGUGCGGGAGCAGCUGUCGUCGGAGACGGGCCUGGACAUGCGCGUCGUGCAGGUGUGGUUCCAGAACCGCCGCGCCAAGGAAAAGAGGCUCAAGAAGGACGCGGGCCGGCAGCGGUGGGGCCAGUACUUCCGCAGCAUGAAGCGCCCCCGCGGCGCCCCCAAGUCCGACAAGGACAGCGUCCAGGAGGAGGGGCCGGACAGCGACGCCGAGGUCUCCUUCACGGAAGAGCCAGCCAUGGCAGAGAUGGGCCCCACCAACGGCCUCUAUGGCAGCCUGGGGGAGCCCACCCCGGCCUUGGGCCGGCCCUCAGGAGCCCCCGGCAGCUUCCCGCUGGAGCACAGAGGCCUGGCCGGCCCCGGCCCGGAGCAGUUCCGGGAGCUGUGCCCCAGCAGCCCCUGCGCUGUCCCCCCGUCCCCCGCGGCCCUGCAGAGCCUCCCUGGCCCCCAGCCGCUCCUCUCCAGCCUGGUGUACCCCGAGGCCGGCCUGGGCCUCGUGCCCCCGGGGGCUCCGGGGGGGCCCCCGCCCGUGCGAGUGCUGGCUGGGAACGGACCCAGCUCCGACCUGUCCUCGGGGAGCAGCGGGGGCUACCCCGACUUCCCCGCCAGCCCCGCCUCCUGGCUGGACGAGGUGGACCACGCCCCGUUCUGACCGAGGCCCCAGCUCCGCUGGCA
This is a messenger RNA of Pipistrellus kuhlii (Kuhl's pipistrelle), 1372 nucleotides long. RefSeq names its product LIM homeobox 3 (gene LHX3). Lineage: Eukaryota; Metazoa; Chordata; Mammalia; Chiroptera; Vespertilionidae. Gene Ontology annotation, molecular function: DNA-binding transcription factor activity, RNA polymerase II-specific; RNA polymerase II transcription regulatory region sequence-specific DNA binding. The record is from RefSeq and is a predicted model, not a curated record. The coding region runs from base 132 to 1349 and encodes 405 amino acids. The transcript has 6 exons. Gene Ontology annotation, biological process: neuron differentiation; regulation of transcription by RNA polymerase II. Gene Ontology annotation, cellular component: nucleus.